GUGGUGGCGGACGGGCUGCGGAGCGCAGAGGCUCCGUCACGUGUUUUUCUCCUCUGAGCGAGACAGCGGCGCGGUUGGAGGGGGCCGGCGCUCGGAGCCAGACGCCGCCGCUUGUUUUGGUUGGGGCUCUCGGCAACUCUCCGAGGAGGAGGAGGACGAGGAGGGAGGAGGGGAGAAGUAACUGUAGCGGCAGCGCCUCCCGGGGAAGAGGCGUCUUCCUCCAGUCCUUCCCAAGCCUACCCCCUCGCCUCCCGUCCUCAUCCCCUCCACUCCUCCCCUGCCGACUGGAGUGAGGGUCAGGGAUGUGCCAGUCCCUCUGGCCUGUCCCCAGCUACCCCGGUUGCUUAGUAGCGUUUUUCGUGGAAAAGCCACUUUCUCCGCCUGCCGAGAUGGGCCCGAAUGGGGGCUGCAGAGGACGCACCCGCGGGCGGCAGCAGCAGCAACAGCCGCAGCGCCGCGGUCUCUGCGCUUGAGCUGGUAUUUGGGCGGCUGGUGGCGGCGGGGGCGGUGAGGGGGUGGGAGGAGGCGGAGGAGGAGGCGAAGGAGGAGGGAGAACCCUGUGCAACGUUGAGACUUGGCAGCUCGCCUCCCCCUGCCCAAGGAUAUUUAAUUUGCCUCGGGAAUCGCUACUUCCAGAGGGGAACUCCGGAGAGAAGGCGAGCGCUCCUGGAGGGGCAACCUAGGGACCUCAGGCUGCCGCAGCCUGCCUGCACGGGACUCCAGCCCAGGCGGUGAGAGAUGCAUCUACGCUCCUUCCCGGAGACUUGGGUCUGGGAGGAUCCGGGCUGCACUCCUGCCGGACGCACAGCCUUUUCCCUGGGCAUGAAACGCCCGUAAACUCCGGCUGGGGCUAUCUUUUUGGCGUAGCCACUGCGUCCCUCUUCAGCCGCCCCUCCCAGGAGAAGGGGGGCGGCGUGGAUUUCGGAGUCGAGGUUUUGGCCGCCUCCAGCCCUGUUUGCAUGCGCGGGGCCACGGCGAGGAGCCUCCGCCCCUCACCGGGUGGUUUUUCGGCGCCUCCCUCUGCUCGGCAGCGGUGGCGGCGGCAGCAUGGCGAGCCCUCCGGAGACCGACGGCUUCUCGGACGUGCGCAAGGUGGGCUACCUGCGCAAACCCAAGAGCAUGCACAAGCGCUUCUUCGUGCUGCGGGCGGCCAGCGAGGCAGGGGGCCCCGCGCGCCUGGAGUACUACGAGAAUGAGAAGAAGUGGCGGCACAAGUCGAGCGCCCCCAAACGCUCGAUCCCCCUCGAGAGCUGCUUCAACAUCAACAAGCGCGCAGACUCCAAGAACAAGCACCUGGUGGCCCUCUACACCCGGGACGAGCACUUCGCCAUCGCAGCGGACAGCGAGGCCGAGCAGGACAGCUGGUACCAGGCCCUUCUGCAGCUGCACAACCGGGCCAAAGCCCACCACGAUGGGGCUGCGGCCUCCGGGGCGGGAGGUGGCGGGGGCAGCUGCAGUGGCAGCUCUGGCGUUGGCGAGGCUGGGGAGGACUUGAGCUACGGCGACCAGCUCCCAGGACCCGCGUUCAAAGAGGUCUGGCAGGUGAUCCUGAAACCCAAGGGCCUGGGUCAGACAAAGAACCUGAUUGGUAUCUAUCGGCUCUGCCUGACCAGCAAGACCAUCAGCUUCGUGAAGCUGAACUCAGAUGCCGCGGCAGUGGUGCUGCAGCUGAUGAACAUCCGGCGCUGUGGCCACUCAGAGAACUUCUUCUUCAUCGAAGUGGGCCGUUCCGCAGUGACUGGACCUGGGGAGUUCUGGAUGCAGGUGGAUGACUCAGUGGUGGCCCAGAACAUGCACGAGACAAUCUUGGAGGCCAUGCGGGCCAUGAGUGAUGAGUUCCGGCCUCGCAGCAAGAGCCAGUCUUCCUCCAACUGCUCCAACCCCAUCAGUGUCCCGCUGCGCAGGCACCACCUCAACAACCCUCCGCCCAGCCAGGUGGGGCUGACGCGCCGCUCACGCACCGAGAGCAUCACCGCCACCUCUCCGGCCAGCAUGGUGGGCGGGAAGCAGGGCUCCUUCCGCGUCCGGGCCUCCAGCGACGGUGAAGGCACCAUGUCCCGCCCGGCUUCGGUGGACGGCAGCCCCGUGAGUCCUAGCACCAACAGGACCCACGCCCACCGGCAUCGGGGCAGCUCCCGGCUGCACCCCCCACUCAACCACAGCCGCUCCAUCCCCAUGCCUUCUUCUCGCUGCUCGCCUUCGGCCACCAGCCCCGUCAGUUUGUCUUCGAGUAGCACCAGUGGCCACGGCUCCACCUCUGACUGCCUUUUCCCGCGGAGGUCUAGCGCCUCUGUGUCCGGCUCCCCCAGCGAUGGCGGUUUCAUCUCUUCCGAUGAGUACGGCUCCAGCCCCUGCGACUUCCGAAGUUCCUUCCGCAGCGUCACCCCGGAUUCGCUGGGCCAUACUCCACCAGCCCGCGGAGAGGAGGAGCUGAGCAACUACAUCUGCAUGGGAGGCAAGGGGGCGUCCACCCUCACCGCCCCCAAUGGCCACUACAUUUUGCCGCGGGGUGGCAAUGGACACCGCCACCUCGCAGGCGCUGGCUUGGGCACGAGCCCAGCCCUGGCUGCGGAGGAAGCAGCCGGUGCUGCAGAUCUGGAUAAUCGGUUUCGAAAGCGGACUCACUCUGCAGGCACGUCCCCCACCAUUUCCCACCAGAAGACCUCAUCCCAGUCCUCCGUGGCUUCCAUUGAGGAAUAUACAGAGAUGAUGCCUGCCUACCCGCCAGGAGGUGGCAGUGGAGGCCGACUGCCCGGCUACCGGCACUCCGCCUUCGUGCCCACCCAGUCCUACCCCGAGGAGGGUCUGGAAAUGCACACCAUGGAGCGUCGUGGAGGCCACAGCCGCCCAGACACCUCCACCCUCCACACUGACGAUGGCUACAUGCCCAUGUCCCCAGGGGUAGCCCCAGUGCCCAGCAGCCGGAAAGGCGGUGGAGACUACAUGCCCAUGAGCCCCAAGAGUGUGUCUGCCCCGCAGCAGAUCGUCAACCCCGUCAGACGCCACCCGCAGAGAGUGGACCCCAAUGGCUACAUGAUGAUGUCCCCGAGCGGCAGCUGCUCCCCUGACGCUGGGGGUGGGCCCAGCGGCAGCAACACUGCAGCGGCCCCGUCCGGGAGUAGCUACGGGAAAAUGUGGACAAACGGGGUCGGGGGCCAUCACUCUCACGCCCUGCCACACCCCAAACUGCCCGUGGAGAGUAGCGGUAGCAAGCUCUUGUCUUGUACAGGUGACUACAUGAACAUGUCGCCGGUGGGGGACUCCAACACCAGCAGCCCUUCUGACUGCUACUACGGCCCCGAGGACCCCCAGCACAAGCCAGUUCUCUCCUACUACUCAUUGCCAAGGUCCUUUAAGCACACCCAGCGCCCGGGGGACCUGGAGGAGACCGCCCGGCACCAGCACCUCCGCCUUUCCUCCAGCUCUGGUCGCCUUCUCUAUGCUGCAGCCACCGAAGAUUCCUCUUCCUCCACCAGCAGCGACAGCCUGGGCGGGGGAUACUGCGGGGUGAGGUCUGAACCCGGCCUCCCGCAUCAUCUCCACCAUCAGGUCCUGCAGCCCCAUCUGCCUCGAAAGGUGGACACAGCUGCGCAGACCCACAGCCGCCUGGCUCGGCCCACGAGGCUGUCCUUGGGGGACCCCAAGGCCAGCACCUUACCUCGGGCACGAGAGCAGCAGCAGCCGGCCCUGCUGCAGCCUCCGGAGCCCAAGAGCCCAGGGGAAUACGUGAAUAUUGAGUUUGGGAGUGAUCAGCCCGGCUACUUGUCUGGCCCCAUGGCAUCCCAUAGCUCGCCUUCUGUCCGGUGUCCAUCCCAACUCCACCCAGCUCCCAGGGAGGAAGAGACCGGCACCGAAGAGUACAUGAACAUGGACCUGGGGCCUGGCCGGAGGGCCACCUGGCAGGAGAGCCCAGGGGUCCAGCCUGGAAGAGUGGGCCCUGCACCUCCGGGGACUGCUACCAUGUGCAGGCCUACCCGGGCUGUGCCCAGCACCCGGGGUGACUACAUGACCAUGCAGAUGGGUUGUCCCCAUCAGAGCUAUGCGGACUCCUCUCCGGUUGCCCCUGUCAGCUAUGCUGAAAUCCGGACGGGCACUGUGGAGGAGGUGAGCCUUCCUGGGGCCACAGCGGCGGCUCCCUCCUCGUCCUCAGCAGCUUCUGCUUCCCCUACUGGGACUAAAGGAACAGGGGACGUGGGGGCCCGCUCUUCCCUGCUGGGGGCCCCACAGGGACCCGGGGGCACGAGUGCCUUCACCCGGGUGAACCUCAGUCCGAACAGCAACCAGAGUGCCAAAGUGAUCCGAGCAGACCCGCAAGGGUGCCGGAGGCGGCAUAGCUCUGAGACCUUCUCCUCCACACCGAGCACCCCCCUGGCAGGCAACUCAGUGCCCUUCACUGGGGGGACUGCCGGAGGGGGCAGCAGUGGUGGCGGCAGCAACACCGAGGAUGUGAAACGUCACAGCUCUGCUUCCUUUGAGAACGUGUGGCUGAGGCCUGGGGAGCUCGGGGGAGCCCCCAAGGAGGAGCCUGCUCAAGUUUCUGGGGCUGCGGGGGGGCUGGAGAACGGUCUCAACUACAUAGACCUGGAUUUGGUCAAGGACGUCAAGCAGCGCCCCCCUCAAGGGCAGCCUCCCCUGCCCCCGCCCCCUCAUCAGCCUCUGGGCAGCAAGGAGGGCAGCGCCACCAGCCGCUCCAGCGAGGAUUUAAGCGCCUAUGCCAGCAUCAGUUUCCAGAAGCAGCCAGAAGAUCUCCAGUAGCUCAACUGGACAUCACAGCAGAAUGAAGACCUAAAUGACCUCAGCGAAUCCUCCUCUAACUCAUGGGUACCCAGACUCGAACUAUUUCAUGAUUCACAACCAGGACCUCACAUCUCCCUCCUCAGUAGAUGGUACGAUGCACCCAUUUCCGUUUGUUUACUUUACAAAUCCUCAGGAGUCCGUUGACUGAACUGCAUGUUCUUAAUUGUGCCAAGCAAAAAAAGCACUGUGACACCAGGACAAUGAGUCUGCAUAAACGUCAUUUUCAACCGUCAGGACUUAGCCGGCCACGUGAGCUGACCUGCCCACCACCACAGCAGGAGAGAAUGAAUGGGUUUCCUCUCCUUGCAUCUACGAGAUACAUUUCAUCUGCUGCUGCAACUGUGCGCAACGAAGCCUCGUUGUAAAUUAUUUCACACAAAAUGGUUUGCGUUGGAUGGAGAGAGUAUUAAAUAUUUAACAUAGGUUUUGAUUUAUAUGUGUAAUUUUUUAAUUAAAAUGUAACUUUUCUUACAGCGCACAUCUUUUACCCUUUUUUUUUUUGUUUUUGGAUGUAGAACUGAGGUAUGCAAUGUUCUGUUGUAAAGAGUGGAGCAAAUGCUUAAAACAAGGUUAACAAGAGUAGACCGGGGUACGUACGACCCUUGUUUUAAGAUUGUAAUUCAGAAAAGUAAUAUAAGAGUCAUAGUGCCAUAGACGGUUCUCAAUUGUAUAGUUAUAUCUGCUGAUACUGUCUCUUAUAAUAUAGCCCUGGUGUUGAGCUGAGAUCCUUACAAGCAUUGAUCUUAAUUUUGUAUUUUUCCUGUAAGGCGAUAGGCCAUGUUAAUGGAACUGAAGGAGGGUAGAGUCAGUCUACUAGGUAUUUUCAAGUGUCAGCUUAUGAUUGGCAACGGAAUGGAAGCAAAGUUCUAAGAAGAGGAAAUCGCAGUCUUCCAUUUGUACAUACUGUACAGCGAAGAAGACACACACGGGCGAUCGCGUCACAUCAAAAGCUGUCUUUGGAAUGAACGAUGUGGGUGUUUGUAAAUUCUGGAGAUUUCUUUCUAUUCAUAAUAAACUAGAGACUGUUGAUCUUUUCUUUCCCCCUCCCCCACUUCUGCCAGCCUCCCGCUGCAUUGACCCUAUCUCCUUCUGCCCACGCACCAGGAUAUUUUGUUCUCUGCACCGUCUCAAGAAAGAUGGUGAGACAAAUGGGUGCUUGUCUUUAACUUCUAACCAGGAAUCAAAAUUCCAGAAGGUGGUGGGGAUUUUGUUGGUUUGUUUUUGUUUUUAAAUCACGACCAGGGCUACAUGUCACUUUCUUUAAGAGCUUGUCUCAUGCUUUCUGAGAACUUCCCGUGUUCCAUUACCUAACUGAAUGUCAUUUGGCCCCUUUGGGUGCUAGCCCAUUAGUGAUUAGUUAAUAAAACUCAGUGUACAGCGAGCCCAUCCAGGCUCCAUGACCAGCUACUGAAAUAUCUAGCCAGCAGUGAAAAUGUUAAUCCCUUUCUUCUUUUGGGAAGUACUCACAUCUUGGAAUUUUUCCUUGUGAAAAAGAAGUGGCAAUGAACGUACUCAAAAAUACUGCCCACAGAGUUUUUUUAAGCCUUUUUACCAGGAGACUUCCUAUAAGUUAAGUGAAUCAACGCCAAUAUCAGGCUCGCUCUGCUGUCUGACGACUCUAUAUCAGAACUUUCCAGGGCUACUGUUGAAGGAGCAACAUUUUAUUUCUCUGCAGGGUUGUGCAUCCUGGGAGGAGAUGAGGCUGAAGGAAGGGACCAGGGUUGGAGGUGCAUUGCAGUGGCUGCUGCCCCUUGUGUCCUGGCCGGGGAAGCCCUUUUCUGCUCAAAGGGAGUAGGGACACAUGGCACCCCUGUCACUGCUGAGGCCGUGUUACUCUUGAUUCGACCGGGUGGCGUGUGCUUCACAGGCUGUUGUGUAAUGUUCAUUGUUGCAGAUUCUAAUCAUCUGCAUGCUCAUCAGUUUCUAAGAUAAAUAGGUCCGUAGUCAUAAGAAUCCAUUGUUUUCAAGGAACUUGCUGGAUUACAUCAUUUCCUGUUAGAAGAGAAGACUACCAAUUUUAAAAAAUCAGAUCGGAAGGAAUUUUUUAAAAAUCUUUUAUGAAAAACACUUUUUGUUGAUCAAACAAAGUUCCAUUUUUCAAGUAUUCUGACUCAUACUCUGGCUAGUAGUACAGAAGAGCAAGCUGUCCUGCACUCUGUCAUCGAGGACUUAACGUAGCUAAACAAAUCAGUGAACAAACUCAGCCCCAGUGAGUGUCCUGUAAAGCUGGUUGUUGUUACUCAAGGAAUCUAAACUUUGAAUGAUUCUUACCAAGAUACCUCUGUGCAUGGAAUGAUCAGCGUGUAUUGGAUGAGAACAGGAAUGAACAGACUGGAAAAAUCCAUCUCUUGGUUUUUAUUUCUCUGAUGUUUUGUUCAGCUACAUAGCAUAAGGGUAGAAAUUCUUACGUAAGCUGCUUCUAGUGGUCCUCGAGCUGGGUUGGAUGGUGGUCUCAAGCUUUCCUGAUUUAAAACUGGAGGUUGCUGGUGUUUAGGGCAAAGAACUCAUGCUCUGGCUCCAUGAGGGGCUGAUCCUGAGCAGCAUCAGCUGCGAAGUCCUUGUGUUCGGUUCCUGUUGCGGAGACUUGACUUUCAUCCAUUUCAGUGUUCGUAGGCCCGCCAGGGGCUCCUGUUAGUGGGGAUUCAGGGGGCCCCUGGUCAGCCUGUAAGUUAGUGGCUUUUUCUUCAGGAGACCAGCCUUUCACAGCAUUCUUUUUUAGAGAAUUAGGCAGAGUUAAAAUUUUUCUUUAGUGGAAAGAACAACUAUAUUUCAUGACUUUGAUGGUAUCUUUGUUAUGGUUUUAAAGAACAGGUCCUAGAGGCAGCUGCAAGCGAGGAGAAUCCGUUAAUGAUCAACUGCCUGAGUCAAUAGUGACAGAUCAGUACUGAUGUUCCACUGGUGGCUGUUUCUUGGUACCUUUCAAAGGUCAGGGACUCUCUUGCCUAACCUAGGUUACCUGCAAAAAUGGAUUUACAAAAAGUCAUCUAGCCAGAGGUGGAGAUCUUUGACCUUUCCUUCCCUGGCAAUUGUCUCCCAGCUAGCUGUCUUUUACAUUUGAGACAGGGUGUUACAAAAUGACCUUACUAUACUGGAAGAAACCGAAUCAGGCAAUUCUGAAGCCCUGUUUUGUUCCCAGAGUCAACAUGCCAUGCGGUUGAAAGUUUUACUUCUAUUUACCAGAGGUUGUUCAAAGACGGGGCAAGGGAGCUCACGGUUCACGGACACAAAUGGGGCCGUGAACAAUGGGAGACAUGUGACGCGCUCCGACUGCUUUGGCAGAGCUCUGCGGGUCAGUCCAACACACCAGGCGGCGUUGGAGCCCCAGGCACCGUGGGAAUGAAGACCUUGAUGGGGAGAGCCAGCACCCUUUGGAUGGCAUGUGCAGGAGAAUGGAGGGAAGCCAAAAAUGAAAUCGCUUCUUUGCAAUGACUUGAUGGGGGAGCUAAGGGUUCCUAGGAUGACAGGAAUGUUAGUCGGUGGCGAGGCUGCGUGCGUGCAUGCGUACAGGCUGCUGAGAAGUGGCAGAGGGAUAUGGAGAAAUGUGACCUGGCUGGAGCUAAGGCAAAGACCUCGCAUCUGUGAGCUUAGUUGGGGAGAGCACAAACGACCUUCUCAGGGUCGGUAGAACAUCAAGGGUUGAACACAGGUGCCUGUGGCCAUUUCCCAGGCCAAGGCAGAGAAAACCUGGGAGGUCCUCCCAUUAGCUCCACAAUCGGUCUCCCGAGUGUAGGCAGAGAACGUGCGGCUCAGAUGGCAUGUCCUGGGUGUCCCUCACUCCUUGUUACUAGAACCCCAAGCGAGUGCCAGGAGGAGGUAGAAGGGUACUGAAGGUGUUGUACCCAACUCUUAAGGCAUUUCAGUCAUCAGGAGCUCAUUAUCAGCUUAGAAGAUUAGAAAACGUGUGACUGAGCUGGAGAGUUGUCCCCCUCCCCUCGGUUGUGGAUGAGUGGCUUUGGGGUGUUUAUAUCAAGUGAUCUGGUGUUUCACACUUCUGCCAUCCACCCUGAUUUCAGUCUCUCUCUGCUUCACUGGUCCGCCGCUCCACCGUUAACCAGUGUGCCCCCUGAUAGGGUACGUUCGGUGAACAGGGAGACUUGUCUGUAUCGGUAGAGACAUCUUUAGUGCGGUCUUCUUUUUUUUUUUUUUUAAACUCUUCUGUUGGAUUAAAAAUGUAGCUCCUGGAACAAUUUUUCUCACAAAGCUCUUUACACCUCUUGGCUGCAGGGUGGGCCCAAUGAAAUACAUAUAUAUUUUUUCAUUUAAUGUAUGUGCCGUUCGGUUUAUCAUCUAGGAUGGUGAUGCUGCCCAAGGUGCUACUUCAUCUGUGUACAAAAGGACCAAUGCAUGGUCUGUAUUGCUACCAAAACAUUGAUUGUAUAUAUGUGUAUACCAUGUACUAUGUAUAUAUGUAAUGGGUACCAGGCCGGGUAUAUAUUUUUAUUUAGAAGUGGUUCACUUUCCCAAGCUUUCUUUAUAGUGUUAUGCUUAUUUUCAGUUUUUCUUCUCCCCUGAUUCUGUCUGGUACUUAGAACUGUAGUGUCUUCAUCGUUAAUUAAAGAAAACUGUCUAAAUGAA
This is a messenger RNA of Artibeus jamaicensis (Jamaican fruit-eating bat), 9372 nucleotides long. It is a transcript of the gene IRS1, whose product is annotated as insulin receptor substrate 1. The record is from RefSeq and is a predicted model, not a curated record. Gene Ontology annotation, biological process: insulin receptor signaling pathway. Gene Ontology annotation, cellular component: cytosol; plasma membrane. Gene Ontology annotation, molecular function: phosphatidylinositol 3-kinase binding; insulin receptor binding. The transcript has 2 exons. Bases 1048 to 4755 code for a protein of 1235 amino acids. Lineage: Eukaryota; Metazoa; Chordata; Mammalia; Chiroptera; Phyllostomidae.